Messenger RNA from Brugia malayi, 1200 nucleotides. RefSeq lists its product as uncharacterized. The record is from RefSeq and is a predicted model, not a curated record. The coding region runs from base 1 to 1200 and encodes 399 amino acids. NCBI's taxonomy places the organism in Eukaryota, Metazoa, Nematoda, Chromadorea, Rhabditida, Onchocercidae. The transcript is spliced from 8 exons.
AUGAAUUGUCAAGAAUUUUGGGAUAAUUGUCGAAGAGAUAUUACGGAUGGAUGGCGAAUACUUGCUGAUAAAUCAGAAGUGAAAUUUGAAUGGCCAAUAAAUUGUCCAAUUGAAGUGCGUGAACUUGUUGGACCGGAACGAUUCGAUGCACAGGAUCCGAAAUUCAUGAUGCCGUUUUUCUGGAAACGAGAUCCUGUGCCAGCAUCUCGUUCCUGGGGUAUUAUUGUUUGUGCAAUUGAAUGGAGUUUUGGUGUUAUACUAUUGCUACUCUAUUCUUUGCACUAUAUUAUAGCAUUUUUUACUUCUGAAGGUGCAACUAUUGUAGCUUUUAUAUGUUUUAUAACAUUAUUACAACUUAGUAUAUUUUUUAGCGCAAAAGUGCUAUUUGUGAUUGCAAUUUUAGAAAAGCAUGCAAAUUUACUGAAGCAACAAUUGAUAUUUCAAUAUAUAACUUGUGUUUUCCUCUUGCUCAAUGCAACAUUUACCUUUACGGCUGACAUGGGUGGCUAUAACGAGGAGUACCUAUUCGGCCGGAACGAUCCAUUCCUGAUCCGUACAGCGGCUGUCAUUUCAGUCAUUUUUAUCUUUGUUGAGCUUUACUUACGUCUAAUGACAAAAGCUGUUUACACAUUUAUCAGUGAGACAAAACGAUUUAGAAUUGCAUUAGACAAUUCAAGAUGGCGUUAUCGUAAACGUGUUUAUUUCUCGUAUUGUUCGAUAAUGCAACAAAGUUUGUCAAGUUUAGCUAAAACACAAAGUAUUCCAAAGACCGAAGAUAUGAUGGAUGUGACACGCAAAUUAACCUUAUCAUCAUCAGUGAUCAAUAAUCAAAGUGAUAAGCGUGAAGUUGUUGAUGAAAUGUGCCAAACUACCAAUGAACCGAGAGUUUUGAGAAGCCCCAAACCGAUUCGUUAUAGUUGUCGAACGACACGUAACUCACGUCAACGACAACAAAUGAUUCAACGCAAAGAAAGUCGUUCACGUUCACGUACCAAUCAAGCAGGUGUAGCUCUACUGGAAGGUAAUAGUAACAGUGCAGGUGUGACAUUUUACAUUGGCAUGCAAUUAAAUUCGAAAUAUCUUCAAAAGCUUCGUGAAGGUAAUUUGGAAGAUGUCACCAUACCAUUAAUUACCGCUAAACAACAUCGUCAACAACGUUAUCAUCGACGAUGUCAAUCAUUAAAUGAUAAUGAACGUUGA